UACCCAAGGAAUUGUUAACAAGUGCCAUGACUACUUUGGCAAUGAAUUCAAGCUCUGAGUGUGUUCAUAUUGCUGAUGAAGAAAGAAGCAGAGUUAAGCUUUCUUCACAAAAUGUUGCUGGAUAAAACAUAUCUGAGAUGGUGCUUGGCUUGACUUCUGCCAUUGCUUCCUUCCCUCUUUUAGCAGCUGACAUAUCUGCCAAUAGGGCACUCCAUAAGCAUUUCCCAAAGGGGAGAAGUUCCUUGGAGUCUGCAUGGGGUUUCUUAUUCUCUGGUUUUUGCUUUAAAGGUGUGGGGCUGUAGGGUGCACCCAGAUUGGGAAUUACUGGGGCUGGAAGAGAGCCUGAAGGCAGACCUUUGUGUGCUGGUAAUCUGCAGUUUUGCUCACUGAUCAUAGGAUCGUGGAAGACAAGCUGACAAUUUAAUGGGGCGUGAUGCGCGAAUACAAGCAUCUGCGUGGCUGCGUUUAAUCCAUUAAAGGAGAGAAAAGAAACGGUGGUUAUCAGCAUUCACGAGGCAAGGCUUGGGCUUAGUGCGUGCAAAGCCUUGGAGGGAGACCGGAGGAGUGCUCCCACUGCUGCAGAAAGCUUCUGACAGGCGCAGCAUCGCUGGAAGUACGGCUGUGAUUGUGAGAGCUGCCUUUGUUCGGUCCUUGGAGCCUCCAGCGAGGGAUGAUGGGCGCACAUCGGCGCGGAUGCUGAAAUCCAUCUCCCUGAUCUAGUGUGGGAAAAGAAUGCGUGGAGGUGGUGGUUAUUUUUGAAUCCAGGAAAUCGGAGAAGGAAAUCACUUUAAAUCACUAACCCCUCAAUUUUGGAAGUUGAAAAUACCCGAGCUGCAUUAGAACUCGGAGAAUCCCCUUUGCUUAAGGAUGAAAGUAGUUGAAGAUGUGAAUGGUGAGGGAUGGGUGAAAUUAAGCAGCAGCACCAUUGAUGGCAAUCUGCAAAGCUUUAAUGUGUUAAUGCAGCUGGGUGUUAUGCAUAUUUAACAGCAGCUUGGUUUGAAUCCUGGAGAAGGACAGAGGUGUUCUGAUUCGUGUGGUGAUGCUUCUCUCCUGUGAUUUUUAGCUGUGUGAACUCCAGACUGGUUGUGGGGCUGUUCCAUUGGGAAUCCUCUCGUUGCUGUGGGCACGGUGGUGGUUUUUCCAUCUGAACGGUGAAGGUUUGUGGUGAUGCUGUGAUGGCUGCUCAGCCUCUCAUUGGUGGUGAGAGCGUGGAAUGGCACAGUCCUGGAUGUGCAACACAGUGUGGGGGACAAGAGGAAAGUCUCCUCCGCUGGAGGCUUUAAAGGCAAGGCUGGAUCAGGCCCCGGGCAGCCUGAUGUAGCUGUGCUGUCUGUGUGCAUUGCAGCGAGUUGGACUGGAUGGCCUUCAGAGGUCCAUUCCAACUGCAAGGAUUUUAUGGUUCUAAGUGGCUGAGUGAUGCCUGCAGAGAGGGGCCUUGGGGUAAACUCAGCAGGGAGGAAGUUAAGAAGGGUUCUGCACCUGAUGGUGGUGCGUACAGCCCUGCACUGCUGGAGCUCAGGGAGCAUUGGGGCACUGCUGUUGGGACAGCUGAGUUUACCUUGGUUUAAUUCCUAGAUUGCCCUGCGUGGAGUCAAGAAUUGGAUUUGGCAUUCCUCAUGGGUCCAUUCCAACACAGGGUAUUCUGUGAUUAUUUCUUUUUAAAUUUGAUCAAGCGUUGGAAUGGACUGCUUAGGGAAGUGCUGGAGUCCCCAUCCCUGGCGAUAUUCGGGAGCCGUGGCACCAAGGGAUGGGUGGCUGGACUCAGAACAUCCAACUGUGCAUCAAGCUCAGAAAUAAAACCCCCCAAUUAUCCAUUAAGCAAGCAAACGAAAGCAAGAAAUGCAAUGGUUGGACUCGAGGACCUCGAAGGUCUUUCCCAACCUCGUGGUUGUGUCAGUAGUUCCAGCACCAAGCCCGCUCGGCUGCGCUCCCUGAACGCCUCUCCCUUUGUUUUGCAGGUAUGGUGUGAAUAUGCGUUGCUUGGCAGCUCGGGUCAACUACAAGACUCUGAUCAUCAUCUGCGCUCUCUUCACGCUGGUGACGGUGCUGCUGUGGAACAGAUGCUCCUCGGAUGGGGCCGGCCCAUUCCCCCGCAGCCCCGGUGGCCCUGAGCGCCGCGCGGCCGCUGCCAGCAGUGGCCCCGCACGGGAUGUGGCCAAGCAGAGCGAGGAAGCAUCGCCCCAGGAACAGCAGAAGGCUCCUCCGGUCGUGGGAGGCUUCAACAAAGCCCCGGGGCUGAAGUAUGAAGAGAUAGACUGUCUGAUCAACGACGAGCACACCAUCAAAGGGAGGAGGGAAGGCAGCGAGGUCUUCCUGCCGUUCAGCUGGGUAGAGAAAUACUUUGAGGUUUAUGGGAAAAUUGCUCAGUACGAUGGUUAUGACAGGUUUGAAUUCUCUCAUAGCUACUCCAAAGUAUACACACAGAGAGCACCUUACCACCCGGAUGGGGUCUUUAUGUCCUUCGAGGGCUACAACGUAGAGGUUCGAGACAGAGUGAAGUGCAUAAGUGGUGUUGAAGGUGUGCCCUUAUCCACCCAGUGGGGGCCUCAGGGCUACUUCUAUCCCAUCCAGAUCGCACAGUACGGGUUGAGUCACUACAGCAAAAACCUGACGGAGAAACCCCCGCACAUCGAGGUGUACGAAACGGCUGAGGAGAAGGACAGGGGCAGCAGGGCAGCCGAGUGGACCGUGCCCAAGGGCUGCUCCCUUUCCACAGUGCCCGAUAAAGCCAAGUUCACCAGUGUUAAACACUUUGUUGCUCCAGAGAACACCGAGGGGGUUUCCCUGCAGCUCGGGAACACCAGAGAUUUCAUUAUUUCUUUCGAUCUCAAGUUCGUAACCAACGGGAGCAUUUCUGUGGUGCUGGAGACCACAGAGAAGAACCAGCUCUUCACGGUGCACUACGUCUCCAACACACAGCUCAUCGCCUUCAGGGAGCGCGACAUCUUCUACGGCAUCGGGGCCCGCACCGCCUGGAGCACCGUCACGCGGGACCUGGUGACCGACCUGCGCAAGGGCGUGGGGCUGUCCAACACCAAGGCCGUCAAGCAGACCAAAAUAAUGCCUAAGAAGGUGGUGAGGCUGAUUGCGAAGGGGAGGGGAUUCCUCGACAACGUCACCAUCUCGGCCACCGCACACAUGGCGGCUUUCUUCGCGGCGAGCAACUGGCUGGUGAGGAACCAGGACGAGCGGGGCGGCUGGCCCAUCAUGGUGACCAGGAAGCUUGGGGAAGGCUUCAGGUCCUUGGACCCGGGCUGGUACUCGGCCAUGGCGCAGGGCCAGGCCAUCUCCACGCUGGUGCGGGCCUACCUGCUGACCAAGGAGCACGCCUUCCUCAGCGCCGCACUGCGGGCCACUGCGCCCUACAAGCUGCCGUCAGAGCAGCACGGGGUGAAGGCUGUGUUCAUGAACAGGCACGACUGGUACGAGGAGUACCCCACCUCGCCCAGCUCCUUUGUGCUCAACGGCUUCAUGUACUCGCUCAUUGGCCUCUACGACCUGAAGGAGACCGCGGGGGAGAAGCUGGGCAAGGAGGCACGGCUGCUGUAUGAGCGUGGCAUGGAGUCCCUGAAGGCCAUGCUGCCUCUCUACGACACCGGCUCCGGGACCAUCUACGACCUGCGGCACUUCAUGCUGGGCACCGCUCCCAACCUGGCGCGCUGGGACUACCACACCACCCACAUCAACCAGCUCCAGCUGCUCAGCACCAUCGAUGAGGCCCCGAUUUUUAAAGAGUUUGUCAGGAGGUGGAAGAGCUACCUGCGGGGCGGCAGGGCAAAGCACAACUAGAGCUGACAACCAAAGCCCUCGUGCCCGCUGGCGGCGAAGGUUCGGGCUUCUGGAGCUCGGCGAGGGGACACCUGAAAAGGUCGCAUCCUAAAUUCGUUUUGAAGAAGUGAUCCUUAAAACUGAUCUCCUGAAAUAAUUGCAUUCCAGUGUGAAAACCUUUGGGUCUGAUGGGCAGGAAUCGGGGACUUCAGCUCGCUCUCUAUAGCACUCCACCGUGACGUUACCCGCACGAAGCAAAACCCAUCUGUGCUCUGAGCUGGGGGACGAUUUUGUUUUUGCUUUUUGCAGAAAGAAAUUUACGGAAGCCAUACAGGUCUCUAAAGUCCAGCACUUGCCUGACAAGUUAGUAUGUGGCCUCUUUGGAAAUGGAGCUAUUUGUGUAUAUGUUGGAACAGCGUCGCCGGUGGUGUGGUGUAAUGCUGUAAACGUGUGUUUCCUUGUAGCCUGGGUAGUGGACAGCGUAGCUUUUUCAAGGUGUUCCUUUCUGUAUGGAUUCCCUCCCUGGGGUGACCGGCCUUUUUUAUUCUCUGUCUGGAGGUCCUGUAGCCGUAUGGCUUUGCGUCGCACCACGUAAGCACAAGUUGGUGGCUCACGGAUGGCCCAGCGCUGCGGCUGCACCAGCCCUGACCCGGGAGCCAGGCACACGUGGGGUGCUGGCAGCUGGCAGCACUUCCCCCCCAGCAGCUGGAGUCUCUUCUCGUGGAGCCCGAUGUUCUGUUCUGUAUUUUUUCAUCACAUCUGACAGGUUUCUGUAAGCGUUGGCUUGGUUCUGUAGGAGACCCGUGUUGAAUUCCUGUGUGGCGUGGAGCUGGUUUUGAGUAGCGUGCAGGAAAUGUAAUUUGGGCACUGUCCUAUGGGGGUUUUCGUUUUUUAACCUGCUUUCCCAAGAUCCAGCACUUGAAAAAUGACAAUCAGCCCAUAGGGCUCUGCAGCUCCGUCUGUGCUUUAGCACUGCUUGGCCUUUGCUGCCCGACACCAGUCAUCAAACAGAACUCCAGCACUUCCACUGUGCUGGCAGCACGCAGAGGAGCAGAUGGUCUGCAUCUCGCCUUUGUGAGCCCAUACCCACACCACGGGUCUGCCUUCACAGUGUGGAGGUUUCUGGUGGAUCUGGAAGGGUAAAAGCGAUGGCAUCAUCGGAUGGCAAUGGUGUGGUUUGGUAGCACAGCAAGCACCAGCUCGUCAGCUCUGUGCAGGCUUGCUGGGCUUUGCUCUCCCAUCCCAUCCAGGCACGAAAGCUCCCAACACGUCCUGGCGUGCUGUGAUCAUGUAUGGCUGCGGGGCUUUUCCACUGAUCCCAUGACAUGCUGCAGGUGUCGGUGUGCUUUGGCUUAAGGUGCUCCUACAGAGGACAGAGCUGCUUCAGGCUGCAGAGAGGCUGGGCACGAGGACUGCGUGCAUCUUGGCUUUUGUUUGCUUUUCUUGCUUUUUCAGUGCUUUUUUCUUGCAGAUAUUUGAAGCGACUUUGUAAUUACUUGAUCUCUGCAAACGCGUGCUGUGUGAUCGUACCAGCUAAUGUGAAAAGCAGACAUCGCGGGAGAAAUCUCGAUACCAAAGUUAGCAGAGCUGAUUUCUAUUUUUAGUGUUGUUGUUUUUGUGUUUUUUGUUAUUUUUUUUAACACGUGUGCACAGAGAAAACAACCCAAACGACGUGCUUCCUUCCAGCGACGGUCCUCGCUGCAAGCAGAGCAUCUCCCCCUGUGCAUCCCCUCCGGUUUUUGCCCGUUUUGGAUUUGGGGAAGCGAGAGACACUUCCAGGGCGCUGCUCUGCAGCGGUGCCGGUGCCUUACCGAGGCCACCGUGCCCUCUUUUUUAUUAUUAUUUAAUUGCUUUCUUCUUGUUUUUCAAUAUCGGGUUGAUAAUGGCAGUGAUGGUUGUGUUGGGGUGGGUCGGCCACGGAGCGUUGGUGGCAACGCCGCCGCUCUGGGCAACGCCGUGUCCUUAAUACCCGCGCUGCGUUCCUGUUGGCCGUGGCACUUGUGUCACUUCAUCCCACCGCCCCCAGGGGCCGUGGGGCCACAGGGAUUCGGUGUGAGGGCUCCUCUUGGGGUCGUGUUUUCCAUACAGAGCUGGGAGGGAAUGGUGGGACGUGGGCGCCCAUCGCUUGACUGAAGUCAGUCGCUUUGAUCCCUGCGCUUUCCCGGUGGUCAACAUGAGGAAGGUCCUGGGGACUCAGAUCAGCUCGACGUCCCCAUGAUGCUCGCUGUGCACAGAGCCGACUGGAGGCGUGCUGCAUGGCACACCAGUGACACACAAGCACAACCGUCCGCGUGUGGCCGUGCUGUUUUCUCAGCCAUUGUGCAAGACAUUCACCAAAAGCUGCUAUUUCCCUUCACCUUGUAAUUGUACUUUAUUUUUUCUACAUUUUUACAUGUGGGGUAUACACGCCAUGUGUUAAAUAUGCAAUAAAUUGUUUACAGGAUGCUCUUGUAAAGGGUGGUCCUUUGUAAAGCUGUACAGACUUUGCAGUUUAAGCACAAUGUGCACAUGUUAGUUUUAUAUACGGCGAGACGUGACUUUUUGCAGAGGGAAAGGUUCUACUAUGUUUAUAUACAAAGUAAAUGGAUCAAUGUUUGUGCUUCAUGUAAAGCUGCUUUAUAAGAUUGUAAAAUAAAUUUCUUUUUUUUUUUAUCUUAAGGUAAA
Messenger RNA from Lagopus leucura (white-tailed ptarmigan), 6432 nucleotides. RefSeq names its product glucuronic acid epimerase (gene GLCE). NCBI's taxonomy places the organism in Eukaryota, Metazoa, Chordata, Aves, Galliformes, Phasianidae. The transcript has 7 exons. Gene Ontology annotation, cellular component: Golgi apparatus. The record is from RefSeq and is a predicted model, not a curated record. Bases 1972 to 3789 code for a protein of 605 amino acids. Gene Ontology annotation, biological process: heparan sulfate proteoglycan biosynthetic process. Gene Ontology annotation, molecular function: heparosan-N-sulfate-glucuronate 5-epimerase activity.